Engraulis encrasicolus (European anchovy) is the source of this 1005-nucleotide messenger RNA. Its product is annotated as adenosine receptor A1-like. Gene Ontology annotation, biological process: G protein-coupled adenosine receptor signaling pathway. Gene Ontology annotation, molecular function: G protein-coupled adenosine receptor activity. The coding region runs from base 1 to 1005 and encodes 334 amino acids. Gene Ontology annotation, cellular component: dendrite; plasma membrane; synapse. Lineage: Eukaryota; Metazoa; Chordata; Actinopteri; Clupeiformes; Engraulidae. The record is from RefSeq and is a predicted model, not a curated record. The transcript is spliced from 5 exons.
AUGGCUAAUGAAGCAGAGCUGGUCUACACUGUGCUGGAGGUGGUGAUCGCCGCGGCGUGUUGCCUGGGUAACGUGCUGGUCGUCUGGGCGCUGUGGCUGUGUGGUGCCAUGAGACGGCAGCCGACGUUCUGCUUCAUCGCCUCGCUGGCCGUGGCCGACUUCCUGGUCGGGGCAGUGGCCAUCCCCGUGGCGAUCCUGGUGGACGGACACAUCCGCGCCACGUUCCACGGCUGUGUGGCGCUGUGCUCCGUGGUCAUCGUACUGACACAGGCCUCAGUUCACUCGCUGUUGGCCAUCGCCCUGGACCGCUUCUUACGUGUAUACAUCCCACUCAGGUACAAGACCCUGGUGACCGAGUUCAGGGCGUGGUGCGUGGUGAUUGGGUGCUGGAUAGGGGCGUUUCUUCUGGGCUCCGUACCCCUGCUGGGCUGGACCAAUCCCCAGUCUUCCUCCUCCAGCCCCAGCUCUCCGCCUGUAUGUCAGUUUGUAGUGGUCAUGUCUAUGUCCUACAUGGUCUUCUUCAACUUCGUCAGCUGCAGCCUGGUGCCCAUGCUCUGCACCUCAGGCCUGUACGCCUACAUCUUCUGGCGAAUCAGCCGCCAGCUGCACAGCAGGGAUGUGGCGUCCAAGCACUACUAUCGCGGCGAGCGCAGCCUGGCGCGCUCGCUCGCCCUUGUCCUGGCGCUAUUCGCCAUCUGCUUGCUGCCCAUGCACUUUGUCAAUGUCGCUGUGCCACGAGGAGUGACCUACCUUGCCAUCCUGCUCUCCCACGCAAACUCGGCCGUGAACCCUGUGGUGUACACAUUCAAGGUGCCCAGGAUCCAGAAGGCCUAUGUGCAGAUAUGGAGGAGCUGCGUAUUGUGGUGUAGCUGUGGUGGAGACAGCAAGCAGGAACAGAGCGGUUCAUCAUCGGACAACAUGGACAACGCUGUGGCAUCUUCAGACACGGUGAAACGUGACAUGUUCCCCAACACAGAGAGUUCCGAUAGUAGGCUGGCUGACUAA